This is a messenger RNA of Pristis pectinata (smalltooth sawfish), 6702 nucleotides long. RefSeq names its product MAX dimerization protein 1 (gene mxd1). Gene Ontology annotation, molecular function: RNA polymerase II cis-regulatory region sequence-specific DNA binding; DNA-binding transcription factor activity, RNA polymerase II-specific; protein dimerization activity. Bases 172 to 834 code for a protein of 220 amino acids. The record is from RefSeq and is a predicted model, not a curated record. Gene Ontology annotation, biological process: negative regulation of transcription by RNA polymerase II. The transcript has 6 exons. Lineage: Eukaryota; Metazoa; Chordata; Chondrichthyes; Rhinopristiformes; Pristidae.
GGGAGGCGGACCGUGGGUCCGGUCAGGGUGCGUGGCCGCUGCGCCUUUAUUUCCCCAGGCAGGUAAACACGGGCGGUUGGCAGCGGCUGGUCGGAGCGGGUCCGGGCGCUGAACUCAACUGAGGGAGAAGUCUUGCGGCCAGAUCGCGCCAUCUCUGUCCGUCCUCACACAAUGACCGCUGUGCAGCUCAUCAACAUUGAGCGGUUGAUCGAGGCCGCGCACUACUUGGAGCGGCGGGAGCGAGAGGCUGAACAUGGGUAUGCAGCACUCCUGCCCUACAGAAGCGAGGAUUCUGGCAGCAAAAGGAAAAGCAAAAGCAAGAAGAGUGCGGGGAGCAGAUCAACGCAUAACGAAAUGGAAAAAAACAGACGGGCCCAUCUGCGACUUUGCUUGGAACGCUUGAAAGAAUUGGUGCCAGUGGGAUCAGAGAGUACAAGACACACCACACUCAGUUUACUUAUGAAAGCCAAAUUACAUAUUAAGACACUUGAAGAAGGUGACAGGAGGGCUCUCCACCAGAUUGACCAGCUACAACGGGAGCAGCGUCAUUUGAAGCGGCAGCUGGAACUGCUUAAUAUUGAGAGGACGCGAAUGGAUAGCAUAGGAUCAACUGUUUCUUCAGAGAGAUCAGAUUCUGAUCAAGAAGAAAUCGAUGUGGAUGUGGAAAGCACUGAAUACAUAUCAAGGGACCUGGAUUGGAGCAAUAGCAGUGUGAGUGACUCUGAUGAACAGAUCAGUGUGAAGAGCAGCUGCAGUGACGAAGGGUACUUCAGUACUGGCAUCAAGAGAAUGAAACUUCUCCCAGCUCCUCACAAAACUCUUGCCAGCCUAUAAGGAAAACCGGUCCAGUCGGAUACUACUUUCAUAUGAUGAGUUACUGCUCCAUGGUUGGACUUAGUGUUCUGUAGCACAACAUGUCUUUUUCUCUCCUAUUCAUCAUGUUUUAUUGUCUCCUGGUACUUCAGAUUUCCCCUGAAGAACCUACAGAUCACUUUAAGAAAGUAGGGAAGGUUUGGAGAGGGAAAGGACUGAAGGCACGUUUCAUAUAUUCGCUGGUGUAGCUUUUCUGUUAUGUGCUUACUCUUGCACACCCGUUUUCACCUCUUAAAUUGUUCCAUCUUCCUCUCCACUCCCACUGUAUUUUAAAGCACUUGGAAUGCUUGCAUCCUUGGACUGGAAAGAGAGCUAUUAAAUAGCCACAUGUGUGCCACACAGGCAACUGCACCACACUGCAUGUUAGCCUGCAAAGAAAUUUUGCCCAAGGGUGCUGAGUAAUGACUCAGCCUGACACUUGUUAUGUAUGAUUGUAUUUUCAAGUUUGUGAUCUGAGAGCUUACCUCAGGUUUUCAACAAAUUGAACAUAACUUGUUAGAGCAAACAUAUAUCCACUUUUAUGUCUUAAUAUGUUAAUUAAUAUGGAAUCGGUAAUGGUGAAUUUCGAUUUGAUUAGAUUGGAUUCGUUAGAUAUUCCACCUUCCCGAUACCAUAUUCCCCAAUCAUUUCCAUACUGGGUGCACUCCAUGUAAUCACUCUUGCUUGAGAUAGCCCACAAGAUUACUCUUCAAAAACUGGAACAGAAGUGAAAACCCUGUCUGAAGAUUUAUUUUAUAAAUAUUUAACCAUCAAAUUUGAUUGAACACCUGCAUUUUUCGGGUGGUUUGUUUGAAUUCACUGAGAAUUCUCGCGCAAAAGCAAAAUUCUGGGGAUGUUGGAAAUACUUGAAAGGUCUGGUAGCCUCUUCAGGGAGAGAGACAGUGGUGGUCUGAACGAUUAACUCCUUCUUUCCCACCACUGAUACUGCCAUAAGUCUUGAAUAUUUCCAGCAUGUGCAUUUUUCAUGUGCAUAUUUUGCAUGAGAAAUUUUCAUGGGUCACCUGUGUUCUAAGAUCACUAAGGGUUUUGAAAAUAAUGCUACAAUCAAAUUCUAUGGUCACUAUAAAUCUUAAACACUUUAAUUUCUCAGAUGCAAGGUCUUCAUGUUUUGUGCCUUCUGAGGUCUGUGACUGUUUGCGGUCUAUUUAGUUUCUCUCCCAUAUUGUUGUGAGAAGCCAUUUUCCAAGCAGCUCACAUUGAAUUUAUCCUUGAAAUUUGGCGGGAGACACUCAUGUUUCCACAUGGUAGAAUAGCCCAAGGGUGAGAAGGAUAAAUAGCAGAGUACUGGAUAGUUGGAAUUAGAACCCAUUUGCCUGGGCUACAGUCCAAGGUCAUUGGCAUGUUAUAUGUGCCUCCUGAAACAUCUACAUGGUAAACCCCAGAGUCCCUGCUUGCUUUUUAUUUCUAAUGAGCAGUCUUGAAUCAUGAGCCUUGACCUGACAUUUCUCUCAAAUACCAGCAGACUUGACCCAUUUCCAUCCCUGCUACCAUGCUGGAAAGGUAACAGCAGCUUGUUGGAUGCACAAACAACUGGUAUUAAAUGGAAGUGCUCAUGCAGUACAACUGAUUCAUUGAGUCAGAAGUUCAAGUCAAUGCAGUCCACAGUGACAAAUACCCCUGUGAAAGUCAGCAGAUGCACUUGAUGUUGGCCACGGAUUUUGGUGAGCCAAACAUUUCCAUUUGUCUUAGGAAGUUGAGGCAUCCUUGGUUUUUGAUACUUUUCAAAGCUUAUUUUAAUCUACUUUUAUUCAUUACUGUUUUAUAUUUGGAUUAUGUCCUUGCCCAAUGCACAUUGCUUGAUCCCUUUUACUGUUUGAAAAUAAUACUUGUAUUCUAGAUGUUCAAUUUCUCAGAUGUACUUGCAAUAUGAAACCUAAUCCUUUGCUCACUAUUCAGUGAGAAAGGUGAAAGGCCCGUUGAUGCAUUACUGAAAUUGUAUGUAUUAUUUUUGCACUCCUUAAAUGAUAAUCUGAAUUUAAAGACCUGUCCAUAGCAGUUCUAGUGCAGUUUCUAGCUAUUAAUCAUAAUUGUACGGCAAAAUAAGCUCUAAGUUCAAAAAAGAAGAUAAUUGGUACAAAGGUUUGGUGUGGUUUUAAAGAAACUUUGCCCUUUCACACACCUAAGACGGGGGCAGUAAUUUUUCUUAGUGGCAGGCCACUUUUACCCAUGUGUUGCUUAUGGCAACAGUUCAAUUAUUAACACUUUGUGACAGUUGCACAAAAAUACAAAUGGGUGUCUUCGAGACCACCUGCUUAUAGCAACCAGCAAACAUCUGUUACAACUAUGAAUUAAUGAUUCUCUCUUCAACCUGUAUCAGGAAAUUUCUUUUCUGGACAACGAAAGUCAGUCCAGGAAGGCAGCUGAACAAAGUGUCUUGACUGCAACUCUGUAACCUUAGCUGGAUCUUCAUAGGAAUGGCAUCAGUGUUAAGUUCAAACCCUUGUGUUUCUAACUUCUUGUAUCUGGUGCCAGAUGGGAGGUUCCCCUGUACUAGUCUUGAGGGUUCAGUAUGAUGCUGUACAUACUAGGCCAAACUCACUGGGUGAAAGACCACCUCCAGGAGGUGGUCAUAGAUCUGUUUUAGAGUUCUGGCUACAGUAAAACUGUAGCCCUAUCAAAGCCUGCCUGUUGUUUUAGUUAUUUCCCCCCUCCCUUUUUAUAAUGCUCUUCGCAAUUAGUAAAUGCAUCCAAAGUUGGUGAAUUACAACUCGCUUAUGGAGCUCUUUCACUUCUCAACACUUAUCGUGUCUCUCUCAAUCUGCAUCUUCCCCUGAAAUCCCCCCCCCCCUCCUGUUCACCCCAGUCAUGACACAGGAACUAACUUUUCCUGCACUUGUACCUGAAUAUUGCCAGCACUGAACGGAAGUGUAGCACUGACUCCAGCAGUUUCAGUGUCUUGCCCUGCUUUUUAUUUAAAAAAAAGGUGAGAAAACAGCUCUGUAGCAUCAAUAGCUCAGCGUAUUGCACACAUUCACAGUUUUACUGCAUAAAUUGAUGAGAGGAACCAUAUAGCAGACACAAAAACUCAGUCCAGAGGUGUGUUUGCUGUUAGCAUCAGUAUAAAUUCAGUUUGUAGACAGAAAUUUGGUACUUUUUUUUUCCUGCACGGUGGGUUUCUGAUGAAUGCUGAGCAUUCAACACAUUGAACCAAUAUGUCACUCUGCUGAGCAGAGAGAACACAUGAAGUUUUGUUUAGAAAUUCUCAUUUCCAGCUGUACUUCUCACUUAAAUUUGAUUUCUAAUUGCGUAUAGGAUGCACCAACUCUUCUCCCACAUUUGCACUAAUCUUUUUCACUAAUGAUGGGCAUACAAGGAUUUUUUUACAACCAGAAAUUGCAGAAUGUUCCCAUUUAACAUUGUGAGAUUUAAAUUAAUAAUUAAGGUUCAUCAUUUUACAGUUGUUAUUGGGCUUAUUGACACCAAUAUGCUACAAGACAAAUUCUUACCUAAAGCACGGUCUAGUUGAACAUGCAGUACCCUCCAAUAACUUGCACUUGAAGUUGUUUUCCCACCACUACCCUUGGCAUUUGCCCUGUAGCCAGCAGCACACCAGAGGUGAAAACAUGUUUAAACCUCAAGCAGGGUCUUCAGUUGUAGAGCUGGGUGCUAAGGAUGCCUACAGUGCACUACACUUACCUCCCUGGUGAUAAGAUAAUGACCUGAUACGUAACCACAAUGAUGCAAUGAAUUUUCAAUAUGUUCUCAACCAAAAUGCAGUAUAAAACAAAAUUUGAAGAGUGUCAGUAAGCCUGUUAAUGGGUGAGGGGUGGAUUAAUGCCUGGUUUAUGCAGAUUGUAAUUUAAAAAGUGUCAUUGCAGUGUGUCUUUCCUCUCACCAAAGUAUCUCUUCUCUUUUCCGCUGUUGUGCAAAUGAGAGAACCUCGUUGGGGGGGAGGGGGGGCCUGACUGCCUUGUUUCUGAAUUGAGCACUUUUGGAAAUGCAGUACAAACACCUUGGAGCAUUUGUUUGUGAGGAAUAUAUUGGACAUGCACCAUUUCAGGAUGGUGAAAUUGUGCCUUCUCCUCUGGCGUUUUAAUGACAUUUGUGCACUUCCGUCCUCCGGAUUCUGUAGAUUUAAACUGGACGGUGAACUUGUUUUGUGUGGCUCAAUUUGCUGUCCUUUUUUUGUACUAAACUCCCAGCUUUGACACUGACUGUACCUGAUAGUAGACCUGACCUUGCUUGGUUAGAUUGGAAUAUGGCUGAGUUAUUAACUAAUAGUUUUCUUCAAUGGUGGAGCAGUGUCAGCACUGGCUGAGACCUGCUUUGUUAAAAGCUUUCUACAUGCUGUGGUUACUGUGCAGUCUGGGACUUAACGCCACAAUCCUUGUAUGUCCUUUGGCACUUCAUUUCUGUGGGUCCAUGUGAAUGUUCUAGUAUGUCUUCCAUAGUGUGCACAAGUUGGGAGGGUUGGGUGGGAAGCAGGACACAGUAAGCCCAAUUAAAGUCCAACAUAGAGGAAAAACGUAUGCAAUUGAGUCCCUGUUGACCAGACAUUAUUUUUUCCAAUUAAAUUUCUGUGCCAGAUUGUGAUUAUAGACCCUACCUCUGAUUGUAACCAGCUGCCAGUGAUGAUUUGUGAAUCAAUAAUAACUCCUGUGUAACUAAGUUCAAAAAGUGGUGAGGAGCAGCAGCUCCACGUGGAUUCAAUAUAUUUCAUAAAACAUUUUUUUUAUAUAAGUUUAAGAAAUGGGGCCUUGUUCCCAUAACACUUGGUGUUAUCACAGAAAAUCAAAGCAUUUGGAAUUGGUCCUGUUGGGUAAUCGUAAAGCAAAACUUGGUUUUGGGUAGCCUUUGCGUAGACUUGUAGACCACUUUAUCCAGGAGAGUGUGGAAAGGAAUAGAUUGUUGGCACUGGGAAUGUGUUAAGUGCCUCCAGAAACUCCCUGGUAGUAUUGGCACGGGCACAGGUUGCUUCUGCAGAUCUAGUUUUUAAGAUCUUUUGAUCUAUUAUAUACCUGACAACCUGGUAAACUGUUUGAAUUAUUUUAAUGUUGCCUUUGGUAUGGAGUUUCUCCAUUUCUUACAAACUUUUUUUUAGCCAUUCAAAGCCUACACAUUUGAAGAAUGCUUGUAGUUGUGUGCAGGAGAGGUACAUUAAGGAUGUGUAUUUGGAUGAGCAAGGCAGACUUAUAGUUUCAUUUUAAAAGCAGAAUAGAUUAACUUAAAAUUUUAACUUGCUUCACUGUCAUUAACCCCCAAUUGGAAGAUUAUCUCCAUAUUCUGCAGUAUCUGUGUCCAUCCAAAGGAAUUCCAGCAGGCCUGUGACGAAGUAUAGCAACCUAUCUCCCUUGCCAUGGGGACAUCACCUGGUCUCUGUGCUUCAGCCAAAGAGCCAGAGAAUAGAGAACUGUGGUUCAAUGUACUCUGCACAAUACCUGCUUUGGCCAUUGCACGGUUAGAAUAAAUCUCUUUUCAUCCACUCCGGACCCAGUAGAAAUGUUUUGUUUUAAGGAUCCUAUUAAUUUCAAUCCUUCAUUAAUAUUUUGUCCCAAUCAUUUCCCCGAUCUUUCCAUCUUGAGCCAGAACAACGAGAAAUUAAAGCACUUGGGGGUGGGGGGGAGAUACUAAAUUUUUAUAUGAAAGAUAAAAUUCAACGUAAACAUGCACAAAUGAUUAAUGGAGGGGAGGGCACAAUUCUUUAUUUUUCAUAUGCUGAUUAUUGUAAAUACCUUCUUAUCCCUCUGUCAAGACCAUACAGUAGUGCUUAUUCCAGGUAGCACGUGUCAGGCUACUGUAUGUGUUAGACAUGUUUGUUUGUGUGUAUGUAUACUUAAUGUAUUGUUCAACUGUUGUAUAAAAUAAAAAAAACAAUUUAUUUCAUUAUUA